CAACCUCCACUAAUGUGUACAAGGUGUACACAGACGUUUGUACCUCGGUAUAGACGCCCGGACGUUAAUACCCCGAACCUGUUUUGUUUUUAUCACUGAAUAGAGAAGGGAUUUUGUUUCCUCUAUUGUUUUUUUCUUUUUACCGAUUCCGUCGACGAUAUUUCGACGACGGCGUGGCGUCUUAGGGCCAUUGUAGGUAAACGCCGCCGUAGUAUUUCACGGGCUGGGAAUCCCACAGUUCUUUAAAAGAAAUGGAGGUGGCUCCCGGAUAGAGAGAAGUUAUGACAUGUAGGAUUUUAUUUUUUUUAUCGUCAGUUUUGCUGCUGGUUUAUUGUACUGCUGUUGGAGGAGUGUGUGGAAGUCGACAACGAUGCUUCAAGGAAAACCCGACAAGUGUCACAUUGUGAUGAACCUGAGUGCUACAGAGCGGUGUGCCUUUGUGAUGGCCACCCCUGACUGCAGCAUGGAAGAUGGUUUCAUCAACUAUCUCCAUCUAGUCUUCUGCUUGCUGCCCCCCAACCUCACACCUCUUACCAUCACUCUCUGUGUAAGGCAGCCCCUCUUCUCUCUGCAUAUGUGUCUGGGGGUUUGGAUUUUAUGGCUCUUCUUCUUGUUCAAUGUUCUUGGAUUAAUUGCGUCUAAAUUUUUCUGUCCAAACCUCUCAGCCAUCUCUACUACAUUGCGUCUCACUCACAACGUGGCUGGUGUGACGUUUCUGGCUUUUGGUAAUGGAGCUCCAGACAUUUUCAGCGCCAUGGCUGCUUUCUCUCUCCCACACACAGCUGGCCUGGCUGUUGGAGCUCUGUUUGGGGCAGGUUUAUUUGUUACCACAGUAGUUGCAGGGAGCGUGUCUUUGGUAAAGCCUUUCACAGUGGCAUCCCGUCCCUUCCUGCGUGACAUCAUUUUCUAUAUGGCUGCAGUGUUCUGGACCUUCUUCAUCCUCUACAGAGGGACCAUAUCACUUGGAGAAAUACUUGGGUAUCUGAGUUUCUACGUGGUGUACGUGUUGACUGUUAUCAUCAGCGCUUGCAUCUACAACCGAGAGAAACUCUCAGCAAAUGCAGCUGUUCAAAAUGUCACACAUGUACCAGAGUUUCAGUCAUCUGACUCAGACGAUGAAGUCUCUUGCAUGAGCAAUGGCAGCAUACAACAGGAAUAUGAGGCAGAGUACAGACCCCUCCUCCCCCACACUGAGUCAACCAGUCACAUCCUGCUGAGCUCUCUCAACCCGGUGGACAACAGGAAGUGGAGGAGGAAGUCCUGCAGCUGGAAAAUCAUCAAAGUGCUGAAGACACCACUCGAAAUUCUGCUGCUGCUGUGUAUCCCCAUCGUUGACCCUGACAAAGAUGACAGGAACUGGAGACGUCCGUUAAACUGCCUUCAUCUUGUCACUGCUCCUCUGGUUUGUGUAUUCACCUUCUGGUCCGGAAAGUAUGGAGAUUAUAUGAUCCAAGGAGAGUUUCCUCUUUGGCUCAUGACUCUCCUUCUGGGCCUCUUCCUUGCUGCAAUUGUCUUCUGUACAACCACCAAUGACUGUCCUCCAUUCUAUCACCCACUCUUAGCUCUGCUAGGUUUUGCAGUGAGUGCAAUGCUGAUCAGCACAGCAGCCUCAGAGGUGGUCAGUCUUCUGCACAUGCUCGGUGUGGUGCUGAGUCUCAGCAACACUGUGCUGGGACUGACCCUGCUGGCCUGGGGCAAUAGCAUAGGAGAUUGUUUCUCCGAUAUCACCAUUGCACGUCAGGGUUACCCAAGGAUGGCCAUAUCUGCCUGCUUUGGAGGCAUCAUCUUCAACAUACUGAUUGGUGUGGGCUUGGGCUGUCUAAUGCAGAUGGUUAGGAGCCACUCUGAAGUACAGUUGGAACCGGAGGGUUUGCUGACAUGGGUUCUCGCGGGUUCCCUGGGUUUGUCAUUGGUUCUCUCCUUCAUGAUUGUUCCACUGUCCCGGUUCCACUUGGGUCGGGCCUACGGGAUCUUCCUCUUUGGAUUUUAUGCCAUCUUCCUUCUCAUUGCAUUGCUGACAGAGUUUGGAAAGAUCCACGUUGUCAAGGCCUGA
Molecule: messenger RNA, 2053 nt
Organism: Lampris incognitus (smalleye Pacific opah)
Lineage: Eukaryota; Metazoa; Chordata; Actinopteri; Lampriformes; Lampridae
Gene: slc8b1
Product: solute carrier family 8 member B1
Exons: 15
Coding region: 371-2053 (560 amino acids)
Biological process (GO): intracellular calcium ion homeostasis; calcium export from the mitochondrion
Cellular component (GO): membrane
Molecular function (GO): calcium:sodium antiporter activity
Source: RefSeq, a predicted model, not a curated record